AUGAAGUUCAGCGUCUUGAACGCCCUGGCGCUCCUUGCGCCGGUGACCUCGGUUGUGGCCCAGUGCUCUCUGCCCUCGUCCUUCCGCUGGACAUUGUCUGGUCCCUUGGCCCAGCCCCAGAACGGCUGGGCGCCCUACAAUGGCCAGCAGCUCGUGUACGGAACGACCGCCAACUGGAAUGGCCAGUGGGGCUCCAUGAACUUCAGCCCCGUCAGCGAUGUCUCCCAGCUAGGCUCGGUGUCCCAGAACGCCAUGUCCCAGGGCACCGUCAAGCCCACUCUCUUCUUCUUCCGCCCCAAGAACAUCUGGGUCCUGGCGUACCAGUGGGGACCGACCGUUUUCUCCUACAAGACGUCGAAAAACCCCACGAACCCCAACGGGUGGUCCUCUCUUCACCGGCAGGAUGUCGGGCUCGGGCACCGGCAGCAUCGACCUGACCCUGAUCGGACCAGCAUGCCCAUUGGCAACUUUCCCGGCAACUUUGGCAGCUCCUCGACCGUCAUCAUGAGCGACACGACCAACAACCUGUUUGAGGCCGUGCAGGUCUACUCCCUCCAGGGCCAGGGCGGCUGCCUCAUGAUCGUCGAGGCCAUCGGCUCGCAAGGCCGCUACUUCCGCUCCUUCACCGCCAGCAGCCUGUCGGGCCAGUGUACGCCCCUCGCCGCCACCGAGCAGGACCCCUUCGCCGGCAAGGCCAACACGGGCGUCACCUGGACCAACGACAUCAGCCACGGCGAGCUGAUCAGCACCUCGGCCGACGAGACGUUCCCCGUGGACCCCUGCAGGCUGCAGUUCCUGUACCAGGGUCACGCCCCCAACUCGGGCGGCGACUAUGUCCUUCUGCCUUACCGCCCUGUGGUCACCCUCUCGCUCUUCAUCUACAUCUCUCUGCCCCGGGCCCAGCUUGAUGUGGCGAUCCCCACAGCUCAGGGUCCCCAGUCACAUGCGCAGGCUCCCGAGCAGGAUGGCGAGCAGCCCAACGUCGUGAAGCCACAGGUCGAGAAGACAGGCCCCGAGCUGCGCGUUCCGGAAGCCGAGGAUGCGUCUGAUGAUGCGACCGCGGCGGAGGACUCUGUGACCGAGGAGAAGGAGGCCAAGGUCGGCGCCGAAUUGACGCAGGAGCAAUAUGUCAAGGCGCAUGACCCGGAGCAUUUCAAGGAGAUUGAUCAUAUCGAGGAGCACCUGGAGGAUGGCGAUGCCGGGGAUGGGCUUCACGAGGACCUCGCUGAGAACUCGGGCCAGACCACCACCCAGGGCCAGUCGGAGCCGGGCACCAAGGCCGACUAUGUCGCGGAGCACGAUGAGGAGGAAGGGGAGCACUCUGAUGCCUCUGUCGCCGCACCGAUUGAGGGUGCCGCCGAGGAGCAUGAUCCUGCUCUGGUCGAGGACUAUCUGAAGCAGCACGACGGCGAGGAACGGGUGGAUGAGGACUUGGAGGUUCUCGCACAGGACGCCACGGAGUCGAGGGCUGACGAGUCGUCUGAGGAGACUGUGGAGGGAUCUACCGUCGACAAGCGAGCAUCCAAUUAA
Emericellopsis cladophorae is the source of this 1530-nucleotide messenger RNA. Its product is annotated as alpha-l-arabinofuranosidase axha-2. The record is from RefSeq and is a predicted model, not a curated record. Bases 1 to 1530 code for a protein of 509 amino acids. Gene Ontology annotation, biological process: L-arabinose metabolic process. NCBI's taxonomy places the organism in Eukaryota, Fungi, Ascomycota, Sordariomycetes, Hypocreales, Bionectriaceae. Gene Ontology annotation, molecular function: alpha-L-arabinofuranosidase activity. The transcript has 4 exons.